AUGCUCCGACUUUGCCAGAAUCUGCUGCUCCUGGUGGUCACUGCGGUCAUUGUUUCCAAAAGUGUCCACUCCUGGGGCUCACCCACAGUGGUGAGGAAAUUCCAGGACAUCCCCAAGGACUAUGUCUAUGUACAGCAGGCACUGUGGUUUGCUAUGAAAGAGUUUAACAGGGAGAGUAAAGACAAGUACACCUUCAAGGUGGUGGAGGUUCUGAAAUCCCAGGAGCAGGUCACAGAUAGUUUGGACUACUUUCUUGAAGUCAAAAUUGCCCGAACCAUGUGCAAGAAAAUUUCAGGAGAAAAUGAAAACUGUGUAUUACAAAGCAAUCCCAAAAUGCAAAAGAUGUUCCUUUGCACCUUUAUUGUUGCAUCCAAACCCUGGAAAUUUGAACUCACUAUGCUGAAGAAACAAUGCCAAGUUGCCUAA
Condylura cristata (star-nosed mole) is the source of this 426-nucleotide messenger RNA. RefSeq names its product cystatin-13-like. Lineage: Eukaryota; Metazoa; Chordata; Mammalia; Eulipotyphla; Talpidae. The record is from RefSeq and is a predicted model, not a curated record. Bases 1 to 426 code for a protein of 141 amino acids. Gene Ontology annotation, molecular function: cysteine-type endopeptidase inhibitor activity. The transcript is spliced from 3 exons.